UAUCAUUUACAAUCACAAAACAAACUCUACGCUUCCCUUCUUAUUUUCCUUUUUUCUUCUAAUUCACAGUCUCUUCCUUUCUUCACCCACUUGUACUGACAAUGGAAAGUGGAGAGUGGGUUUUUGUAACACGACCAACAGAUAAAGACUUGUGGAACCCAACUUCAACUGAGUUGGAGGAUUCCAGACCGUUAAAAGUCACUUUUAGCGGGCCGGCAAAGUACUGGACGGAUGGAAUUCCGAUCGGUAAUGGCCGUCUUGGUGCCAUGGUGUGGGGUGGUGUUUCAUCAGAACUUAUCCAACUGAAUGAGGACACAUUAUGGACAGGGACUCCAACUGAUUUUACUGACCCUGCUAUACCACAAGCAUUAUCAGAGGUUAGAAAUCUGGUUGACAGUGGUAAAUUUUCAGAAGCAACUAAAGCAGCAGCAAGGAUGUUUGGAAAAUAUACCAAUGUUUACAAACUACUUGGUGAUAUCAAGCUAGAAUUUAAUGGUUCCACAUAUGCCGAAGGAACAUAUUAUAGGGAGCUAGACUUAGAUACUGCAACAGGAAGAGUAAAGUAUACCGUGGAUGAUGUAGAAUUCACAAGGGAACACUUUGUAUCUAAUCCCGAUCAAGUGAUUGUGACCAAGAUUUCUGGAAGCAAAGCACAGUCUGUAUCCUUUGCUGUAUCUUUAGACAGCAUAUUAGAGCAUCAAUGUUACCUAACAGAUGAAAAUCAACUUGUAAUGGAAGGAAUUUGCCCAGGAAAAAGGAUGACAACAGAAGUUAAGGCAAAUGAUGAUCCAAAGGGAAUGAAGUUCACUGCUGUUCUUGAUUUACAGAUUAGUAAUGGCGCACGUUUGGUACGUCUUCUGGAUGACAACAAGUUGAAGGUUGUUGGAGCAGAUUGGGCUGUGUUGCUGCUGGUGGCUUCAUCUUCAUUUGAAGGGCCAUUCGUGGAUCCUUCAGAUUCAAAGAAAAAUCCUACUUCUGACUCUCUUCAAGCAAUGAACUCAAUAAAAAAGCUGUCAUAUUCUCAGCUUUAUUCACGUCAUUUAGAUGACUUUCAGAAUCUUUUUCACCGUGUUUCAUUGCAGCUGGAGAAGAACUCUGCUAUUGGAGAUGGAGUAUCAGAGAUCAGGAAUCUUAUGCCUUCAGUGAUUGAAGAUUUCAAAGGGAACAAAGAUGUUGUGAUUCCAACAGUUGAGAGAAUAAAGUCCUUUGAAUCUGAUGAAGAUCCUUCCUUGGUGGAGCUUCUAUUCCAGUUUGGUCGAUAUUUGCUUAUUUCUUGUUCACGCCCCGGAACCCAGGUGGCUAAUCUUCAAGGAAUAUGGAACAAGGAUCUUUAUCCAGCAUGGGAUUCUGCUCCAACCUUGAACAUCAAUCUUGAAAUGAACUAUUGGCCUUCCCUGCCUUGCAACCUCAGAGAAUGCCAGGAGCCCUUGUUUGAUUUCAUCAAAUCUCUAUCAAUAAGUGGAAGUAAAGUUGCACAAGUAAACUACAUUACAAGUGGUUGGGUUGCGCAUCACAGGUCUGACAUAUGGGCGAAAGCAUCCGCAGAUAUGGGAAAUCCUAAGUGGGCAAUAUGGCCAAUGGCUGGGGCCUGGGUUUGUACACACUUAUGGGAUCACUACACUUAUACACUAGACAAAGAUUUUCUUAUAAAUACGGCAUACCCUCUCUUGGAAGGAUGUGCAUCAUUUUUGGUGGACUGGUUGAUUGAAGGGAAUGAUGGAUAUCUUGAAACCAACCCGUCAACAUCUCCAGAACACAUGUUUAUUGCCCCAGAUGGUAAUUCUGCUUCUGUGAGCUACUCGUCAACCAUGGAUAUGGCUAUCAUCAACGAAGUAUUUUCUGCAAUUGUUUCUGCUUCUGAGAAACAGGUUUUAGGCAGAAGUGAGGAUGCUCUUGUUCAGAAAGUGCUCAAGGCUCAACCAAGGCUCUAUCCACCAAAAAUUGCUCCAGAUGGUUCUAUCAUGGAAUGGGCACUCAAUUUCAAGGAUCCUGAGGUGAAGCAUCGACAUAUUUCACAUCUAUUUGGGCUGUUUCCAGGGCACUCAAUAACCUUGAAGAAAAAUCCAGAACUUUGUAAAGCCGCAGAAAAUACUCUCUACAAAAGAGGAGAGGAUGGCCCAGGAUGGUCGACUGUAUGGAAAACUGCUGUAUGGGCACGUCUACAGAACAGUGAGCACGCUUAUACAAUGGUUAAGCAUUUGAUUAGGUUGGUAGACCCGGCUGAUCAGAAGAUAGGUUUCGAAGGUGGACUAUACAGCAACUUAUUUGCAGCACACCCUCCUUUUCAAAUCGAUGCCAAUUUAGGGUUCCCAGCCGCAGUUUCGGAGAUGCUUGUCCAGAGUACCAUGACGGAUUUGUACUUGCUUCCUGCUCUUCCCCGAGAUAAAUGGGCAAAAGGGUGUGUGAAAGGAUUGCAAGCACGUGGGGGGAAUACAGUCAACAUAUGCUGGGACAAAGGAGAUCUUCAAGAAGUUGGCCUUUGGUUGAAGAAGGAUGGAAGUUGUUCUCUCCAAAGAUUACAUUAUAGAGGAACUACAGUUACGACAAGCUUAUCAUCUGGGAUAAUUUACACAUUUAAUUCACAGUUGCAAUGUACAAAGUCGUUCUCGCUUUCGGAAGUGGCCUUCCCUCGAGUUUAGAGAUAUUCUUU
Molecule: messenger RNA, 2650 nt
Organism: Populus euphratica (Euphrates poplar)
Lineage: Eukaryota; Viridiplantae; Streptophyta; Magnoliopsida; Malpighiales; Salicaceae
Product: alpha-L-fucosidase 2-like
Exons: 10
Coding region: 102-2639 (845 amino acids)
Biological process (GO): carbohydrate metabolic process
Molecular function (GO): alpha-L-fucosidase activity
Source: RefSeq, a predicted model, not a curated record